Messenger RNA from Seminavis robusta, 755 nucleotides. NCBI's taxonomy places the organism in Eukaryota, Bacillariophyta, Bacillariophyceae, Naviculales, Naviculaceae. The record is from the annotation of a GenBank genome assembly.
CAAAAUCCAUCACAAUUUUUAUAUCCAUCUCUUGGAAACAAAUCGCACUGCCGUAGCCACCAGCUAGCUAGAGCCCGUCGCAACUUCUUCUACAAAGCCACACAAGAUGAUUCCUACAACGAUUUUCGUCCCCUGCAACCAAAAGGAAGAUGGCAAACGCCAUGAACUUGACUGCCGCCGAGAAUCCAAAGAAGAUACUAUGGCACUUGGGAGCAGCAAUCAAGACACUCUGCUCGGCUUGUGCACUACUGGUUUGUCUGGCUCCCAAAGCACGCCCAACCUGACAACGCGAGAAAUGUCCCGGUGGGGUGGCGGUGGUGGUGGACGCAACGAUGAAGAUCAGAGAAACGCGACUGGCCCGUUGUUGCCUCCAUUGGCUCUCUCAGCAGGGAGGAGGAGGGGAUCCAGCAUGACCCUGCCACCAUCUGCCAAGUUUUCCGCAGAGCUCUCACUCAAAAAGAUUCAACCCCCAAGACGUCCUGCUCGAAAGCAAUCCACCGAGGCUUCAUCACCAUUUCUCCCGUCAUUGUGCACAGUGCGACCGAAUGGAACGACACCAACAGGCCCCGCAAGUGGACCCGCCAUGCCCGGCCGCCACAUGCUCCAAGGGUGAGCUGGCCGAAGAAAGCUUAGUUGGCUCAAAAACUACAUGAUAGGUAUACACAUAUUUUAGUAACAACAAAAGAAAGUUGCACUCAUAUUAAGAAAACCACUACUAGCAAGAACUUCUUUAAACGAGUUAGUUGGCUGCGCAG